UGGAGGAGAAACCCCGGCCUGCAUGGUGAGGAAGAGAGGGAUGUGAUUGUGCGUGUUUGGGACGAGAGAGGAGAGCACAGAGUGAUCACAACCAAGGCGAAAGUAAAUCACGUGUGGGUGUGGAUUAGUACAGAAGGGGGGAAAGUAAAAAGUGACUUCUACUUCUACUUUGUUUUCCUUCUCUCUUUGCUUUUUCGACCCCCCUCCGCCCUGCAUUCCGCGGAGCAGCUGUGUUUUAAUGCGCACCCGAGGUGGAGAGGAAGGAGAGAAGAGUGAGGAAGAAGAGGCAGAAGAAGAAGAAGAAGAGGUAGAAGUAAGAAGGCCUGGACACCACCCGUCCUCGUCCCUUGGAGGUCUGUCCACUCUCCCCUCCUGGCCCUGCAUGGACGGGGAUGGGGAGAGCCGGAUGCUGUUGCCGCGGGGCUGAGCGCCUCGCCUCCCCGUCUCUGGUGCGCCGUUUCCGGCCACUGCUGCUGCUGAUCAUCGCUCUCUGCUGCGGUGCUCAAAUAGGUCAGUGCCAGGUGGCGACCCCUCAGUGCCGUAUCCAGAAGUGCACCACCGACUUUGUCUCCCUGACCUCCCACCUGACGCCGGCUGUGGAUGGCUUUCACACAGAGUUUUGCAAGGCUUUACGUUCGUACUCGGCCUGCACCCAGACGACGGCCAAGUCCUGCCGGGGGAACCUGGUCUUCCACUCGGCUGUGCUGGGCAUCUCAGACCUCAUGAGCCAGAGGAAUUGCUCAAGAGAUGGGCCCACGUCCUCCACGCACCCCGAGGUCCAACACGAGCCCUGCAACUACCACAGUCGAACCCAGCACGCUCACGCACACUCCCACGUGCACGCACAAACACACCCCCAUGCUCACGGUCACGGCCACGGCCACGACCACGACCAUGGCCACUCUCGGCCGGUCUACCUGUUCUGCGGGCUGUUCGGGGACCCACACCUGAGGACGUUUAAGGACAGCUUCCAGACGUGCAAGGUGGAGGGGGCGUGGCCUCUCAUCGAUAAUGACUAUCUGUCAGUACAGGUCACUAAUGUUCCUGUGGUAACUGGCUCCAGUGCCACAGCAACCAAUAAGAUCACCAUCAUCUUCAAGCCCUAUGAGGGUUGCACAGACCAGAGGGUCUACCAGGCGGUCUCAGACAGCCUCCCUGCUGCCUUUGAUGAUGGAACUGUGAGCAGCGGAGACCCCAUCCACUUUUCUGCUGGUGCAGAAGGUGCAACUGGGAAGGUCCGGGCUCUGUGGAUCUCUGAACGCAGCCCGGGGCGCCACGUGGAGCUGCACGCUGGCUACAUCGGUGUAACUGUAAUCGUUCGCCAGCUGGGCCGCUACCUGACCCUUGCAGUGCGGAUCCCAGAGGAGCUGGCCCAGGCCUACGAUGCCACCCAGGACCUGCAGCUCUGUCUGAACGGCUGCCCUGGAGGAGAACGCAUCGACCAGGCGGGGCACCUUCCCCUGCCGCUCUCCCCUCCUGCGCUCGGCCUGCAGCUUCAGCAGCUGCGUCGGCCCAGCUACUCCUCACAGACACAAGCGUCCCCCUACGGUGCCACGCAGGUUUUCAGUGUGGACGGGGCGAAGGAACGCUGCAGGGAGCAGCUGGAUGUGCAGGACAUUUACUUCCACUCCUGUGUGUUUGAUCUCCUGACCACCGGGGACGCUAACUUCACAGUGGCGGCGUACAGCGCCCAGAAGGACAUGGAGAGUCUCCACCCACACAGGGAUAGAUGGAGGAUCUACCCCCGCGGCUCUGCCACCUCCACCUUACACUCGGAUUCUCCACCUAUCAAACGCCUGGCUCUGCUCCUGCUGUGUGCUCUGAGCGUGGCAUUGAAGUAAGAGCGGCACUGCGAGGCUUGUGUGUGUGUGUGUGUGUGUGUGUGUGUGUGUGUGUGCACUAGAUUAAGAAUUUGGGGAGUUUCGUUGAGCACUGAUACUGAGCGCUGUUUCCUCUCUCAUGUGGAGAGCAAACAGCCGGCUGGACAGCUACUGGGAACCAGUGUUUUUGGCACAAGAGAUACUGGCAACACUAACUGCAUCUUACCUGGCAGAAUCAGCCCUCUGGGGAAUAACACGGGAGUUGUGAUGACGGCUGACUGUCUUCAUCUUUAGAUAGGACUCUCGACAAUGACACAACCGUACCUGUGUGGGUGAAUGGAGUGAAUGGAAAUACACUCCGAACUGUAAAUAGCUUGUCUUCAGUGCACAACGUGAUGCCGUAGAGUUUGUUUUGUUUUUGUGCCAUUUGAUGUGAUUUCUCUUUAAUACCUCAGACAGAGGAUGUUUGUUUUAACAGAAGCACUUUAUUUAGUUUAUUUUUUUCUUUUUAACAAAUCCACAUCAGUGUUUCUUCCUCUCACUUACUGUCCUCUGCCAAAAUCUCCAACCGCUCAAGUUGUGGAGACCAUCAAUAAUUAGAUUUUUGAUCCUUUCAAUGUAAUAGUUGUGGAAUACAAGGAGCUGCCAUUUUUGUUCAAAUCUUCCAGGUGCUGAUUUAACUCAGCGUCUCACUUUCAAGUCAGCCAAUGUGAAGUGUUCUCUUUUGAAUGUUUUAUGAAUAUUGUCACUGCAAAUGCCAUCAGUACUAUUUUGUUGCCGUAUGAAUUUGUUAUUUUUCCUCAGUCCUGAUUUCAAAUAUGUUCCAGUGUGUAUGAAAGUGUGUGUGUGGGUGCGUCUGUAUUUUUAUAAUUGUUUUUACACUUUUUAUUUCCUCUGAAAAUCAUGUCGGAGGGAUUCCCACCUUUUUGCCAAGAGGCUGUGACGAUACCGGCUCAUGUAUGUUGCUCUCCGUAUUCUUUGUUGUGUUAAUUUGAGCCAAAGACAGAUAAUGUAAGGUUUUGUAUGUACAAAGGAGAUCCAAACUCACCACCAAACCAGCACCCUUCUCCUCCUCACACUCUCUGCUCUUUUUUUAAAGUCGCUACUGUUUUCUCCUACUGCCAGAAUAGAUGAGCUGCUCUUUACUGGGAUACGUGUAAGAUACUGGAAUGAAGACAAAACAUUGCAAAUCCCUGAGAACUCUACCACCGUCUGCUGAUAUGUGUGCGUCAGCAGUGUGUUGUGGGAAAUGUAUGCCAUUUGAUACCCGAUAGACCCCAAGACUAUGAGCCUUUUCAACAUGCAACGUUCUGAAUAAUUAUGCCCCUUUUGUUUGCCAUAAUCAGCUUCAUCUCAGUUUUUGUCAAUGUGAUCCUUUACAUCAUGUGUGAGUGUCAGUUUGGUGAAGAGUGACUGGUCAAUGUUGAAAUACUUAACUUAUUUAUGAACGUAGUGUCCUGUAGAGGAAGUUAAGCUCCAUAUUCUUGCUGUUGGAUAAUAAUAAAAAAAAUGUCAGAUGUGAUUGUACUGCCACUCAGUGGUGCUCUGUUGCUAUGUCAGUGUGUUACUCAAGGCGCUCAAAAAAAAAUCAAACAAAAAAACAUGGAGGAAAAAACUGUGUGCAAGUGUUUUAUUUAAAAAAACCAACCAAUAAAGUCAA
Messenger RNA from Anoplopoma fimbria (sablefish), 3480 nucleotides. RefSeq names its product repulsive guidance molecule BMP co-receptor b (gene rgmb). The transcript is spliced from 3 exons. Gene Ontology annotation, cellular component: plasma membrane. Gene Ontology annotation, biological process: BMP signaling pathway. The coding region runs from base 393 to 1841 and encodes 482 amino acids. The record is from RefSeq and is a predicted model, not a curated record. Gene Ontology annotation, molecular function: coreceptor activity. Lineage: Eukaryota; Metazoa; Chordata; Actinopteri; Perciformes; Anoplopomatidae.